AUGCGGACAGGGAGAGAGGGCCUUAAGGGAGAGGAGGAGAGGAGGAGGGGAGAGGAGGAGGGGCCUAGGAGACAGGAAGGGUAUGAGAAGAGAGAGGGCAGGGGAAGUUAUGGAAGGGCGAGCAGGCACGACAGGCAAAGCGACCUGAGCAGGUUUAGUGGUUAUGGGAGAAACGAGAGGGCCGGGAGGUGGGAGGGAGCGGAGAGGGAGGGGAGGAGGGACGGGGCAGAGAGGGAGGGGAAGGGGGACGGUGAUAGGCGAUGGGGAGCGGUUGCGAGGCGUGUUGGGGAUGCGGAGGGAGGGAAUUGGAAUGGGGUGGAGGAGGGGGGAGGAGAGGGAAGGGGAUGGAGCAGAGAGAGGUUUGGGGCAUCUGAGAGCGAGGCGUGUGGAAGUCAAAGGAUUCCUGCUGCUGGGUACGCCGCAGCACGACGAGGGGAGACGGGUGGAGGAGAUUUGGGAGAGCGGGAGUGGGGACAGAGUGAAGGCGGGGCCAAGGAAUGGAAGCUGGGGGAGAGGGGCGCGGUGAUGGGGGGAGCAGUGGUGGGGGAAGCAAUGGAGGGAGGAGCAAUGGAGGGAGGAGCAAUGGAGGGAGGAGCAAUGGAGGGAGGAGCAAUGGAGGGAGCAGCAAUGGAGGGGCAGAGCGGGAAGUGGAAUGGUGAGAACAGGCGGAGGGAAAAUGGUGGCAUUGCAGCAGGGGGGGGAGUAACAGGUGGGACGAGCAGGGGAAAGGGAGUGCCAGAGGAGGGGGUACAGCAAGAGGGGGCAGGAGGAGGGGAGGGAGGAGUGAGGGGUGUGGCGGGGGGGGCGGUGCAACAAGGGGGGGCGGUGCAGCAAGGGGGGGCGGUGCAGCAAGGGGGAGUGGACGUCACGGGCUGGGAUGACGUGUUCUUUGCUGACGUGGGCGUGACAUGGCAGAGCCUGGGGCUGCAGGGGGAGGUGGAGGAGGCGAUGUGCAGGGCGGGCUUUGAGCGGCCGUCAGCAAUUCAGGCUGGCGCCAUUCCCCAGAUCUUAUCUGGAUCAGACGUGGUGGUGGCUGCUGAAACGGGCAGCGGGAAAACGCACGCUUACCUGGCACCCGUGCUGAGUCACGUGCUGACGUGGCGCGAGGAGGAGAGGCGGAGGGAGAUGGCAGAGAGGGAAGAGGAGAGGGCGGGUGAGGAGGAGGGGAGUGAGGGGAGGCUGGGAAAGGAGGGAGAGGUGGGAGAGGUGAAGAGGAGGAGGGUGGGAGCCCGCAAGUUUGCUCUGGUGCUGUGUCCCAAUGCUGCCCUGUGCCGCCAGGUCAUGGAGAUGGCAUUGUUGCUCCGCUCGCCACACAACCGCCCCUUGCUCGCGGUGGAAGCUGUAGUUGGCGGGCAGACGCACUCCUGCAUGCCGCCCGGGAUGAUGACCACCGUGCACCCGCGCUUGAGCAGGCUGGUCAGCACGGGCCGCGUGGCGGGCGCCGUGCGCACCCACUGCCAGAACUGGCGCAGCAGCGGCACACGGAAGAGCGCUGACGUGGCGCUGGCGUAG
Molecule: messenger RNA, 1512 nt
Organism: Closterium sp. Yama58-4
Lineage: Eukaryota; Viridiplantae; Streptophyta; Zygnematophyceae; Desmidiales; Closteriaceae
Source: the annotation of a GenBank genome assembly